Molecule: messenger RNA, 1035 nt
Organism: Periconia digitata
Lineage: Eukaryota; Fungi; Ascomycota; Dothideomycetes; Pleosporales; Periconiaceae
Source: the annotation of a GenBank genome assembly
AAACACCAUCUCGUCGCGCAUAGCCACACACCACACCACACCCCACCCCGAACAUCUCUCUUUGCCUGGCACCUUGCUCGUCAAUACGUCCUUGGCAGCGAUACCGUGAUUCAACCUCUCCCCCGCGCGCAUGAGUUGGCGAUUGCGUCCUACGCCCUGCAUCACCCCUACUGUUACUCUCCAUCCAUGUGUGUGUGCUCGAUCGAGUGUUGCGCCCUUCAGUGCUGAACAAUUCACGCGCUGAUCAUGAGCGCAAUCGCCAAUCUUUGCCGCGGCACGUUUGGUCAAUUGAUGGCUUCGACUAUUGCGAUAGUGCGCAAUAAUGCUUAGCCUGGACCCUUGCCUGCAGCUUUCUUGCAGCUUCGUCUGCAUCCACUACUUGGCAACCCGUCUCCUCUUGUCUGACCGGAAAAUGGCCCACUGUCAUUCGCUCAUGGAUUGCCAAUUCAUCAUUGCCGUCCUGUUUACACAGUCCAGGAGUUCACGCAGCCCACCCGGCUGAAGGUCAGUCAAGCCAGAUGUGUGCUUGCGUCCAGAUCAGAGAAGAAGCAAACACGAACACUCAGCCUCCACCGCGGAAACUGUGUGCAUCAUACGAACAGACUCUUUGGCGUUGGUAUACGGUCUACAGCUAGGUUCUAUCUGGUCUUGUGAGUCAAAGGCGCAAAGUAACCUCGCUGUGGACUAUCAUGUAUGCAUAUAUAUGUGUACACGCACUAUGACUCCAUCGCCCAAUACUCGGCCCGCACCACAUGUGGAGAUUGCUAUAAUCAUACUGUCACCCCGAGUCUCGUCCAGUCAUGCGUCUUGGCUCAGGUGGUUGUUGUGUUGGGUGAGGCUCUGCGCACGUCACGGCGCCGUUUGAAUUGGAACUACUGUUGGCCCACUGUAGACCCCGUCGACGGUCGCCCGUUGUCCCGCCUGCCUGCAGCCAAAGCAACCCCACACCGCCGGCCUAGGUACAUGUCCUCUAUCAUCCACAAUUGUUCUAUCUUAGGCUACUUUGGAAGAAUCUGGCUGAUACGUCGCCAGUAG